Messenger RNA from Lachancea dasiensis, 1344 nucleotides. NCBI's taxonomy places the organism in Eukaryota, Fungi, Ascomycota, Saccharomycetes, Saccharomycetales, Saccharomycetaceae. The record is from the annotation of a GenBank genome assembly.
AUGUUUGAAGCGGCUCCCCGUCUGGUUUGGUGGCUCCUGGGGCUGUACGUUUUUGUCCCAGUCGUGUGCUACGUUGUGGUACCGUUUCUGUUCUACGGAAACCGUAAUACCAAGAAACGGAUCGUUAUAUGUGUGCUAGGAGAUGUGGGCCAUUCGCCACGCAUGUGCUACCAUGCGCGAAGCUUCAGUGAGCAGGGCUGGCAGGUGGAGCUGUGCGGAUACCUGGUGGAACAGCCUCCAGCCGAUAUCAUGGAGUCCCCCAACAUCACGGUUCAUAGGCUGAAGACGUGCUCUGCACGCGAAGGCGAGUCGUUUUUGAUGGCUGCUGCGCGGAAGGUGCUGGUCCAGGUGGUCUCGAUUGGCGGCUUGCUGUGGAGGCUGAGAGGGAGUGAUUAUUUCUUGUUGCAGAAUCCGCCCAGCAUUCCCAUUUUGCCCAUCGCGGCCAUUUAUUGCAUUCUGUUCAGAUGCAAGCUCAUCAUUGACUGGCACAACUUUGGGUAUUCGAUCUUGAAGCUCAAAUUCGGCUCGUUCUGGCACCCAGUGGUCCUGGUGUCGUUUCUAGUGGAGUACCUCUUUGCAAAGCUUGCCUCUUACCAUUUAACGGUUACAAAAGCCAUGAAAGUGUAUCUUGUCAGUACCUUCGGACUUUCGUCCAAACGCGUCACGGUCCUCUACGACAGGCCUGCAGUCCAAUUCAGACCACUCACAGGAGAUCGACAGCAGGCGUUGCAGCAGGACUUCGUGCGGCCUUUGAUUCCUUCUGGCUUUGACAUCUCCAGCGGUGACCGCAUCUUAGUGACUUCGACAUCAUUCACGCCGGACGAAGACCUAUCUCUGCUGAUCGGCGCGCUUAAAAUAUAUGAAAAUUCCUACCAGAAGUUUGACCAUGAUAUACCCAAAAUUUUGUGUUUUAUCACCGGCAAGGGCCCGUUGAAGCAGCAUUUCAUGGAAGUAGUCAAGACAGAGAAGUGGGAGCGUGUCCACAUCGAGUUUCUAUGGCUCUCUACCGAAGAAUACCCAAAGCUUUUGCAACUUUGUGAUUUCGGUGUCUCACUACAUACAUCUAGCUCGGGUCUGGAUCUUCCUAUGAAAAUCUUGGAUAUGUUUGGGUCGGGCCUUCCGGUGAUCGCAUACAACUACCCAGUUCUCGGCGAGCUAAUCCAAUACAAUGUGAAUGGAUUAAAGUUUUUGGGUAGGCGAGAGCUGCACGAGGCCUUGGUUUUUGUUAUGAAAGAUAAAAAAGUACACGAAGAUCUUAAGAAAGGUGCCCUAGCAGAAUCGAAAAAUAGGUGGCAAGAUUCCUGGGAAGCGGCAAUGGAGGAGCUAUCUUUGAUUAGACGGUGA